AUGCCGCUGCCCGCCCGCCUCUCCCCGCUGCUGCUGGCGCUCGGCCUGGUCACCGCUGCAGCUGAUACAAAAGAAGUGGUUGGUGUCCUGGGCUCAUCAGUUUUACUGGAUCCUGAACUCAAAGUGGAUCCCAGCAAGAAUGAAAUUCUUUGGACCUUCAUCACCAGGAGCAUUUUACAUCACGUCCCAGGUCACACCUCAGUGGAACCAAAUGAACAGUUCAAGUCACGUUUGCAGUUUAACACUUCUAAUGGAUCUCUGAUGGUAAAUGGAUUGAAACCUAGUGACCAAGGAGAGUACACCUUCAUUGUAGGUGGACGAGAGCUGAGAACAAUACAACUGUUGCUUUUUGAUAAGCUGUCAGAACCUUCCAUUUUAACCAACACCAGAUCACUGGGUUUCACCGUCCAGCUCACCUGUGGUGUCAGUGGAGAUCCCCAUGAAUAUCAGUGGCAGAAAGAUGGAGGGGAAAUCUCGCAGCAUCACCAACUAAUAGAUGGGAACAGGACCCUCGUUAUCCCAAGCGCUUCAACUGGUGACUGUGGAAUGUACACCUGUGUCGCAUUCAAUCCUGUCAGCUCCAUCCAGGCAAAUUACACCUUAAUUCUUAUAGGCCUUUCCUUUGAGGAUGUUGUCAUUGUUGCUGUGUCAACUGUGGGACUGCUGAUUUCUUCAGCAUCUCUUCUUCCUGCUGCUGUGUUGCUGGACCACUGGAAAACUCUCGGAGCACUUCUGGGAAUCUCAGUUUAUUGUCUGAGCCUAUCUAUCUGUAACGUCGCAUUUUUUGUUGUCAUCUACAUUGCCUUCUCUGAUUGGAUUUUAAUUAAAGGCUUUUCACCAUUGGACGUUGUGGUGGUUGUUGCAUUGAUCACAGGAUUGCGGCUUUCUUCAGCUUUUGUUAAUGCAUCUACAAAUGCGCCCCAGACCAGGAGAUCAGUCCAAGGUCUUUCCACCAAGGACGCUGUAACUGUUGCCUUGUCAAUCACAGUGCUGGCGUUGCCAUUAGUGAUUCUUGUAACAAUGGUGUGUCUGCUCCAGAAGAAUUCAGACCAAGGUGUGAAAUAG
Pristis pectinata (smalltooth sawfish) is the source of this 1065-nucleotide messenger RNA. RefSeq names its product HEPACAM family member 2-like. Lineage: Eukaryota; Metazoa; Chordata; Chondrichthyes; Rhinopristiformes; Pristidae. The coding region runs from base 1 to 1065 and encodes 354 amino acids. The transcript is spliced from 8 exons. The record is from RefSeq and is a predicted model, not a curated record.